Molecule: messenger RNA, 6225 nt
Organism: Oncorhynchus masou masou (cherry salmon)
Lineage: Eukaryota; Metazoa; Chordata; Actinopteri; Salmoniformes; Salmonidae
Product: lysine-specific demethylase 4A-like
Exons: 22
Coding region: 151-3861 (1236 amino acids)
Biological process (GO): chromatin remodeling; regulation of gene expression
Cellular component (GO): chromatin; nucleus
Molecular function (GO): histone H3K36 demethylase activity; histone H3K9 demethylase activity
Source: RefSeq, a predicted model, not a curated record
GCGUACGACACUGGCGUAAUGGAGGUCUAUCUUCCUUGACCACGGUGAUUUUUUAACAAAUCGUCUUCUGCUUUUAAAGAUUUGGAGCGAGCAUUCAGUCAUUACUUGGUCGGCUUUUUGUUUGCAGAUCAGAGCAACUCUUCUUUGAGGAUGGCGACAGACACUGCGUCCCAGCAGACUCCUGGCUCCAGGAUUAUGACCUUUCACCCUACCAAGGAAGAGUUUAAGGACUUCAGCCGUUACAUCGCCUACAUGGAGUCACAGGGAGCACACCUAGCUGGAAUGGCUAAGGUUAUUCCACCGAAAGACUGGAAGCCCAGACAUACUUAUGAUGACAUAGAUGACCUGGUGAUCCCUGCUCCUAUACAGCAGGUGGUGACUGGCCAGUCAGGUCUCUUCACACAGUACAACAUCCAGAAGAAACCCAUGACUGUCCGAGAGUUCCGCAAGACUGCCAACACAGACAAGUUCUGUAAUCCCCGCUAUGUGGAUUUUGAGGAGCUGGAGAGAAAGUUCUGGAAGAACCUGACUUUCAACCCGCCUCUCUAUGGAGCCGAUAUCAACGGAACCCUCUACGACCCAGAUGUGACAGAGUGGAACAUUGGUCAUCUGAACACUAUUCUAGACACUGUGGAGAGGGAGAGUGGGAUCAAGAUAAAGGGAGUGAACACUCCUUACCUGUAUUUUGGCAUGUGGAAAAGCACCUUUGCCUGGCACACUGAAGAUAUGGAUCUCUACAGCAUCAACUACCUGCACUUUGGAGAGCCCAAGUCCUGGUAUGUAGUUCCGCCUGAACAUGGGAAGAGAUUGGAACGUCUUGCUAAAGGGUUCUUUCCUGGGAGUGCUCAGAGCUGUGAAGCUUUCCUGCGGCAUAAGAUGACUCUUAUCUCACCCUCCAUCCUGAAGAAAUAUGGCAUACCGUUUGAAAAGAUAACCCAGGAGGCAGGCCAGUUCAUAGUGACCUUCCCAUUCGGUUACCACGCUGGUUUCAACCACGGCUUCAACUGUGCUGAAUCCACUAACUUUGCCACACAGCGAUGGAUCGAUUAUGGCAAAAUAGCCACACUGUGCUCGUGUCGUAAGGACAUGGUGAAGAUCUCCAUGGAGAUCUUUGUGAGGAAGUUCCAACCAGACCGCUACAAGGCCUGGAAGGCAGGGAAGGACAACACUCCUAUUGACCACUCUAAGCCCACGCCAGAGGCUGCUGACUUCCUGAAGACAGGGGAGACUGGGAAGGAGGGUCCAAGCCGCAGCGAGGCCCCUGACCAGGAGAAUACCCCAUGCACCACCACUCAGGAGGAGAAGAGCCCGAAGGUUGGGGAAAAGCGCCAGCGCGGAGGGGAUGUGGAGGCAGCAGAGGAUGGAGACACUGAGCAGGUUGAUGAAGAGGAGCAGGAGGAGGAGAGAGAGGUGGACCAGAAGAAAGCAAAGCUUGGCCAGGAGGAGAAGAGACACAGUCUGGCACACAAAGUGCUAAAGGCAGAGGAUGUUAAAAAAGAGCGAACAAAGCCACCACUCAACGCAAAGACCAACCGAAACACAAAUGCCAGCCGAAAGCUAGCACUUCAGAUGAAAGCCAAAAUCUCUCUUAAAUCCACUCCAAUUAAGUCUCAGCCACAGACUAACAGUCAGUCAACCCAACCAGCGGCCCCAGAACCCUCCCCCCAGAGCUCAGAGAAGGCCGGCCCCAGUGAGGAUGUGAAGCCUCCAGCCAGCAGCUCCAGCCCUGUCCACCCAGCCAGCAGCUCCAGCCCUGUCCACCCAGCCAGCAGCUCCAGCCCUGUCCACCCAGCCAGCAGCUCCAGCCCUGUCCACCCAGCCAGCAGCUCCAGCCCUGUCCACCCAGCUAGCAGCUCCAGCCCUGUCCACCCAGCCAGCAGCUCCAGCCCUUCCCACCCGGCCAGCAGCUCCAGCCCUUCCCACCCGGCCAGCAGCUCCAGCCCUUCCCACCCGGCCAGCAGCUCCAGCCCUUUCCACCCGGCCAGCAGCUCCAGCCCUGUCCACCCGGCCAGCAGCUCCAGCCCUGUCCACCCGGCCAGCAGCUCCAGCCCUGUCCACCCGGCCAGCAGCUCCAGCCCUGUCCACCCGGCCAGCAGCUCCAGCCCUGUCCACCCGGCCAGCAGCUCCAGCCCUGUCCACCCAGCCAGCAGCUCCAGCCCUAUCCACCCAGCCAGUAGCUCCAGCCCUUCCCACCCAGCCAGCAGCUCCAGCCCUUCCCACCCAGCCAGCAGCUCCAGCCCUGUCCACCAGCUCUUUCAGAGGACCCUGUGCCCUGCAGACGUGCUGCACGUCCACAGCUACGCCAAGGGAGACUACAGCGAGGGAGAGACCAGGGAGGGCAAGGAGGAGAGGAGGAACGAUAGUAGUGAUAGUGAAGGAGAGGAACUGGAUGACAGCAAGAGGGCAGAAGAUGGAGAGGAUGAUGGCGCUGUGCCCAGAAAACAGGGGACGUUGCCUUGUCACCAGCAUCUGAUUAAAGACAACAUGAGUGACGAGGAGCUGCCAGAGCAGCCCCCAGUAGACGAGGAUGGGCUAGAGGGAGAGUCGUGGGCCAAGCCCCUGGCCCACCUGUGGCAGAACAGACCCCCCAACCUGAAGAAAGAGAAGGAGUACAACCGUUGCAUGGGCCUCCAGGCCCCAUACUGCUCUGUGUGCUCACUCUUCCAGGCAUUCCAGCAGGCUGAGUGUGCUGAUGACGGUACGGACCCUCCAGUGGUGCUGCCUGGAGGCAGGCUGAGAACCAAGCCUCUGAUCCCUGAGAUGUGUUUCACCACCACCACGGAGCCAGAGGAGGGCGCUGAGGAGAAGGAACCUGCCCCUCCGGCCCCCACCACCCCUCACCUGGAGCCAGACGGCACCAGCCUGCUCAUCAGCUGCUCCCACUGCAGCGUCCGCGUACACACCAGCUGUUAUGGUGUGGAUCCAGAGAGUGUGACUAAGGACUGGAAGUGUGCUCGCUGUAAGGCCAAUUCCAUGACUGAGAGUUGCUGUUUGUGUUUGCUGAGGGGGGGUGCCUUGCAAAAAGCCAACAACAACAAGUGGGUCCAUGUGCUGUGUGCAGUAGCAGUGUUGGAGGCUCGCUUUGUGAACAUCACUGAGAGAAGCCCUGUGGAUCUGAGUGGGAUUCCUCUACAGAGGUUUAAACUGAAAUGUUACUACUGUAAGAAGCGGAUGAAGAAGACAUCCGGGUGCUGUGUGCAGUGUUCCCAUGGCCGCUGUCCUACGGCCUACCACCCUACUUGUGCCCAGGCCGCUGGGAUCCUCAUGCAGCCAGACGAGUGGCCUUUUGUUGUCUACGUCACCUGCUGUCGGCACAAGGGCCCUAUUCCGACAGAGCGUAACAAAGCAGCCAUGCAUGAGCUCACUGUGGGAAGGAGGGUGAUCUGUAAGCACAAAAAUGGCCGCUACUACCAGUGUGACGUGGUGCAGCUGUCCAAGGAGACGUUCUAUGAGGUCAACUUUGAUGACGGCUCCUUCAGUGAUAACCUCUUUCCCGAGGACAUCGUGGGCCGGGACUGUGCCCAGAUAGGCCCCCCUCCACAGGGGGAGAUGGUGCAGGUCCGCUGGACAGAUGGUCUGGUCUACGGGGCCAAGUUUGUGGCUGCUCACAUCAUCCAAAUGUACCAGGUGGAGUUUGAAGACGGGUCACAACUAACAGCCAAGAGAGAUGAUGUUUAUACCCUGGAUGAGGAGCUGCCUAAGAGAGUCAAGUCAAGACUGUCCAAGGCGUCAGACAUGCGUUUCGAUGGGAUCUUUGAGGACAAGGAGGCCAUCCAGCAGUCGAAGAGGCAGAGAGUGAUCAACUCACGGUACCGAGGGGACUACGUUGAACCUGUGAUCUACAGAGCCAUCAUGGAGUAGCCUGCCAAAUACAGCAUGGAGUAGCCUACUCUUCCAACAAACCACCAGCACUGAUAUUCCUGAUCUGGACUUCUCACUUUACCUUAAUUUAUCCACUGACUGAGUGAGUGUAGCUCUGACUAAAGGACUUCUGAAAAUAACUUUCCAACCCCUAGUUUGGACUGUUUUCUUUUUUCUUACGUUCAUCCCUUUACAGCAUUAUGCGCCAGUUUCCCGGACACUGAUUAGGCCUAGUCUUGGACUGUUUUCUUUUUUCUUACGUUUAUCCCUUUACAGCAUUAUGCGCCAGUUUCCCGGACACUGAUUAGGCCUAGUCUUGGACUGUUUUCUUUUUUCUUACGUUCAUCCCUUUACAGCAUUAUGCGCCAGUUUCCCGGACACUGAUUAGGCCUAGUCUUGGACUGUUUUCUUUUUUCUUACGUUCAUCCCUUUAAGGCAUUAUGCGCCAGUUUCCCGGACACUGAUUAGGCCUAGUCUUGGACUGUUUUCUUUUUUCUUACGUUCAUCCCUUUACAGCAUUAUGCGCCAGUUUCCCGGACACUGAUUAGGCCUAGUCUUGGACUGUUUUCUUUUUUCUUACGUUCAUCCCUUUACAGCAUUAUGCGCCAGUUUCCCGGACACUGAUUAGGCCUAGUCUUGGACUGAAAAGCCCUUUCAUUGGAUAUGCUUUUUAUGCUACGCUUAACCUGUCCAGGAAACCGGAACCAAUUGUUAUUACUUUUAUGUUUUCUUUGACUGUGAUCAAGGAUUGAAGAACAGGCCACCUUCUCCACUCGGUAUAGGUUAUAGAAGCCGGGAAGAAACUUUUAUGCCAUCCUGCUAGUGCCCAGUAGCUUUAACUCGUCUCUUGAAUGGAAGCGAUAUUGGACCAUGAAUUUUGCUUCCAAACAAGAUGUAGCUUUCUAAUAAUAAUAGUAACAAUCCACUCAAUAGAACUGUGGCGGGAAUGACUUCCUGAAGGGAGUGAAGCAGACAAGUUGCUGUCACUCAUCCUCAUAAACACUGAUUACAGUGUAUUCUGACUUGCAAUUUCACUGAAUGUUGCCAGUUGUUCCUUUAUGUACAUCUAUUUAUUUUCCUAUGUCGUUUUUCAGGGUGCUACUUGCACCUAUGUUUGAUUUUAAGGAGGUGCAUUGCCAUUUUAGUAACUAAUACCACCUCCUCUUAGCAGAGUCACACUGUUGACUGCAUUCCUAAACAUUGUAUUUUGUAGGAACGCAUUGAAUAUUGCUUUUUCCAUUUUUAGAGUUGUUUUUUUACCAGUGUAUUUAUUAUACUGUGCUUGAAGAAAGUAACCUCUGCAAUGCAGACAAUUUGUCAGUUGCAAUGGUGUAGAGGUUCUGGACUGAUUCUGAUCUAUGUUCUAUUUUUGCUAUAUAGAUGAAUUGGAAAUAACCCAUUCAGAAUUGCUAUGGGUGCUCCCUUUUUAUCCAAGUUGGUUCUUUACUCUUUAAAUGAACAUUUGUGCGUUGCACUUUUAUUCAAGCCCAUUUUGAGAGGACAGUUUAAUAGUUGUGUGCUACCAUUUGCUAUUUUUGUAAAAAAAAAAAAAAAAUUUUAAAAAUAAUAUUGUACAUUUUAUAAGAUCUUAUGCAUUGUGUCCCACCACGCUUCUCCACUCGGCCAUGAUCAUCAACCAUAAUGCACUUAUUAAUUAAAGAUAAGGUGGCCUUCAGAUUGUCUGUUAUAUUCCUCUAAACUGCUGUUAUCUUGAGUAUAUGGAUGCCACAUUCUGGUAACUUUCCCAGGUUUUCCAGAAAUCCUGGUUGAAAUUUCCCUGCAAUCAGGAUGAAAUAAGCAGGAAAUCCGUAAGUCCUUUUUAAGUAGGAUUUCUGGGAAUUUUGAGAGUUUUCUGAAUUUUGCAACCCUACUUGAGUGUGAGAGACAUAUAAUGUAUGAGUUGGGCAGUUAUAGAGGCUCACAGAAGUACCACUAAGCAAGGGGUUUAUAUCAUCAGCAUUCAACAGUAUGGAAAUACUUAUGACUUCUAAUACAUGGGGGGGAAAUACAAGUUUUCUAUCAAAAAGCCUAUUUUGUUGCUUUGUUUUAUAAUGAUACACGUUACAUUCACAGUCGGGAAGACACUGAGAUGUAAUUAUAAUAAGUUGUUUAUUUAAAGAUCUAAGCCGUUGACGCAAGGGAUCUUGUUUGUGACCCAAAUGGCAGCAUAUUCCCUAUAUUGUGCUCUAUCUUUGACCAGGGACCUGGUCAAAAGUAGUGCACUAUAUAGGGAAUGGGGUGCCAUUUGGGACUGAUCCCUGGCCUGUUCAUGUGACCUUUUUUCCUUUCUGUGAAAAAUGUACUACCAUUCAUGCAAUUUGUAAAGAUGAUAAUUUUGUUUCAGUAAAAACAUUUUGGCUUGCA